Molecule: messenger RNA, 1193 nt
Organism: Trichomonas vaginalis G3
Lineage: Eukaryota; Parabasalia; Trichomonadida; Trichomonadidae
Product: ribonuclease H-like family
Exons: 1
Source: RefSeq, a predicted model, not a curated record
AUGAAUGGUGGAACAUCUGAAGAUUAUAUCCACUCGCUUACUCAAGGAUUUAACAGAAUCUUCAUUAGAGAUGUUAAGAUCAGCAGUGUAGUUUGCGAUGGCAAUAAAGCGCAAUUGAAAUGUUUUCAGAAAGGAUGGAAUCAAUCGUUCUACAACUCAAAUGACCCAAGGUUAUUCAAAAUCUUGUUUAUCCCGUGUUUAUGCCACAGGAUUCAUAAUUGUUAUCAAUAUAUGACAACAAAAGACGUAGCAUUAGGAGCAAUUGUGAAACAUAUCCACGAAAUAUCAGCUCUUUGUAGAAUCCAUGUUGAAGACAUCGGAGCUCUCUGUCCAAAGCAUGUAUCCACCAGGUGGAUCUAUGAUUAUAAUAUUUGUAUGUUUAUUAUCAAGUAUCAAGACAAAAUUUCAAGAUAUACGCGUAUUGAUAUUGAAAACAUCAAGUUCUUAAGAGACUGCUUGGCAAUUCUCAAGAAGCUUAUUUCCACGUUCGAAUCAGAUAAAACCAAGAUAUCUGAUUGCUACGUAUGGCUUUGCAAGGGUAUUGAAGCACUCCAAUACCUUUCCAGCAGCAACAACAAUCCUUUUGCUGGAAUCCUUUCAAGAUCGUUGUUGAACUAUACCCUUGGAUCGGACUUUGGAGGUCUUUGGUGCUUAGCCUUCGCUUUUACACCGAAAGGUAGGUAUUAUUUCAACCAAAAAUUCGUCCACGGAGCGCAGAUCAACGAAUCUCCGGCAAUUAAUUCAUUUGAUAUUACAAACGUAACUUUCGUUAAUCCAGUAGAAGACAUUCAAUCUAUCUAUAUGGACUCUAUCUUUGAAGAAGGUUCGACUGAAGUUUCUCUUGAUAUGGUUGAGGAGGGAUCAAUUCGUCAGGUAACUGCUACAAUUGACCCUCCUAUGCUUGAUCUCGCAGAUGUAACAUCUAGUUCAAAUCAGCCGGUUAACCAUUUUGUUGCAGCUAGGCAGUAUCUCAAAAGUAUUUUGGAACAAUUUCGUAUUCCGGGUCAAACAAUAACAGAUAUUAUUACACUAUUUAACACGUAUAUUAAUAGUGAUAAUGAUAUCUUCUCUGAUGAUAUGAUUCAAGAACGUCAAGAAUACGGUUGGGAAGAAAUCUCUCAUAGAGAUGGCAAUGUAUCAAUCUUUGCAGAUAUCGCCCUUCGUGUUAUCUCCGCUUCACCUUCAGAAGCAAC